This is a messenger RNA of Rhopilema esculentum, 4829 nucleotides long. RefSeq names its product coiled-coil domain-containing protein 180. NCBI's taxonomy places the organism in Eukaryota, Metazoa, Cnidaria, Scyphozoa, Rhizostomeae, Rhizostomatidae. The record is from RefSeq and is a predicted model, not a curated record.
UUCCCACAGUGCAAUUCUGCGUUGCCACAACAACAAGCGAAAAAUUAAUGGCGGCCAGAGCUGAAAACAUAAGGAAGAUUAUUUGGCGCCCGAAUUGAAUGGUGGUUAUGUCUGUUUCAAGUGCCCUUCCUCGCAGUGUUGAAGAAAAAAAUGUUCAUCGCAGUGCUUUUACAGGAGAGACUUACCAUGGGAAAUCUGUUGGUAAUGCAAGGACAACAACAUCAAAAACAGAGCCGAACAUUCCUGUAGCUAAAAGCAAUUUAUCAAAAAUUGAAUCUGGCAUACUGACAGAGAAACAAAAAUUAUGGACUAGAGCAAAACCUAACGAAGGGGACAUUGAAAACCCUGUUCUCAAAAAGCUUCAAAAACAGAUCAAAUCCAGAAGAGAGGAGGUGGCAGAAAAUACCUUUGCAUCACAGGAAGUCAGGGGACUUUCUUCUGAUUUCAAAGUGAGCAAAAUAGAGAACUCAAAUGGAAUUUUAGAGAGAAUUCAAUUGAAUAGAAAAGAAAGACACGAUGCUAUUGUCAGUGAGAUGCAUGAAGAACUAGCAUUGAUAAAUUCAGAACUGGAACCUCAAAUUACAGAGGCCUGUGUAACUGUCAAAGAAUAUCUUGAACAAGACCAAUUGGAAAUAAUGAAGGUCAUUAAGUUGCUUGAGAACAAUGAGGACCUGGUGAAUUUUUCGCUGAAAGACUUAGAUGGUCUUUGGAAACAGGUUGAGAGUCACACACAAGUAAGGCAUUCAUGGGUUGAAGAGCUUGAUCUCACGCUGAGUGCAAUAGAGACGGACAGAGCGACUUUGAUCGAGGAGGUGUACAAGGCAUACACGCAGAGAUUAGUGAGAGUUGCCCAUCUAAUGCCACCAGAUGUGCACAGACUCAUGGAAGAUGAAUGCUUAGGUACAAACCAGACAUUGCUUUCAAACAAGAGAUACUGUGCUAACUUGAUCAAACGUUUGAAAAUGGCUGAUAUGGAGAAGGAACGAAAGUACUAUCUGCAUUGGAAAACAAGGGUAGAGGAUUGGAAGAGCAUGAAAACAGAGAUGGCAAUUGAAGGAUUCACAGCGUUGAUGACAAGCUCAGCUAUGAAUGAUCCGCCAAAUGUCCAUCAUGCUAUGAAUUCUCUUGUCACCGAGCAGACGAAUUUAAAUCAAAGAAGACUACAGCUUUUCAAUCAACUCAGGGAAAUGAAGCCACCUGGAUCUACAAAAACUGCAGUUUACCAAUGGCAUAAUUCACUAACCAGUAUAACUGAACAACUAGAUGAUGUCCAUAAGAGAUACAUGGGCAUAUUGCGUGUUAACUACGAGAAGGCCCUCUCUGAAUGCGAAGAGGAGUUGGUCAGAGUUAAGACUUUGUUGUUCAAUGAAGGUGUUUGUAAUGAAGAAGAUAUUGAACAGAUUUCUACAGAUCAUCUGUCUCCUUUGGUUGGUGAGAAGAGAGCAAGAUUUGAAUAUGAGCUCGAUAAGUACGAAAAAUACACUGAUGAAAUCCCUGCCGCUCAGAAGCAGCUGUUCAAAAUGCUGUUUAAAUUCCUACUAGGAGCUGCUCACGUCUGGGAUACCCAUGAAAUUGGACUGACAAGGGAGGAAAGAGAACUACAGGAGCGGCUGGACAAGAACAGACGGGAACAUGAUACACAGAAUCAGAUCAAGGAAGCAAAACUGGACAUAGUAAUGGAUAGAAUGAGACAAGAUCCUUCGGAGGAGGCUUUGAAUAUGAGUCUUAAGCAAUCUCUUGAAAUGCUGGAAGAAAUAAAGAAAUCGUACCACGAUUUCCAGACACUGCAGAUAAAAACUGCCAAACAGUAUCCAUUCCUGGUAGAAGGAGAAUUGAAGAGUUACUCUGAGUCUGUUUGCAGCUACUUUGGGGUUACUCUUAACAAACCGAAGAAAACGAAAGAGGAACUGAAAGCCAAUGAAGAUACCGGAGUUGAGGAGGAAGCCACAAAAGCGUCGCACGAAGAGGAACCAUGUAAAGACCAGGCGAUCCAUUUGUCAUCUGGAGUCAUUUAUUAUUUAGUAAAUGACAAGGAAGAACCAAUAGCACCUCCAGAUACAACAGCAACCACUCGAACCAAUUACACAUUUCUCACAGAUAACUUGGAUGAAAUGGAAGUUAUGCCGUAUGUGGCAAGCUUUGAAAUCAGUGACAUCCUUAUUGACGAGACCAAAGAAUUGAUACGAAAAGAUUUUCUCGAACAUCUCGAGUUUUGGAAAACGGACGCGAUAAAUAAAUCAGAAAAUCUUAUGGCCGCAAAGAUCGAGGAGCUUAACAAUGAGCUUGAUUUGCGCUUACAUCUGCAUGAACCGAGGCCAAAUAGAGCAGAGAAAGACGUCCACAACGUGAGAGCUGCCGAAUUGGUUGUCCACAGAGAACGGGUCACACAGCAUUGCCAAGGAAUCCUUAACUCGCUGUCAACAUUCAAAUCGAGGUUUUCAACCAUGAUUCACGAGCAUGAUAGCGAGACAGAAAAGUUCAAGAUCUCGGUUGAAUCUUUGGAAAAUACGUUUGUUAGUGCGACAAAGUCACAUGAAUUACUUUCAAUAAAAGACGAGGUUUCAAAUCAACUUGACGAGUACAUGAAGGUUAUUCGUGCAUCUUUGCGGAAAUUUAGACAAGACCUAGAUGAAAUGCUCAAUAAUUUGAGGAAUUCAAACGCUAGAUUCCGUCGAAUGCUCAAGAUAUUUUCUGAGGGUGGAAACUUUUGUCCUGAAGAGGUUGAAGAAUUUCGAAAAAAAUUGGAACAUAUGGCUACCAAAAUUGACAAUGCCGAAGGCUCAAUGAUGGCCGAGCUUGAAGGCAUGGAAACUAGACGAUUGGAUGCGGCUCAUGAAUACUCAGGGAAACUUGAAGAGAGAUUCAAACAUCACUUGUUCGAUUUGACCUACCUUGAAAAAAUAUCACGAUGGCUUACUAAUAUUCAAGUGAAGAUCAAAUCGGAGGUUGCAAAUAGCAACACACAAGCGCAGAAACUUGCCAAGAUGAUAGCGACAUUUGACAGGCGUAUUGAUGCUGUUUUAAGACCCAAUCUAGACAGAGAACAGAUUAAUGCAAGUCAGUUGCAUGAAACUCUAAUGCCAAUAUUGGAAGCGUUUCAUCACAGAGUAAAAUAUCUUGACUGUGCUGUCGAUGAAAAUGCUCCUUCGACAUUAGCAGAACUGCAGUCUACAUUGUCAAAAACAGAUCCCAAACAGGAGGAAACGAAACUAACAAGUAAAAGGUCUCGUAAGCAGAAGGGAUCCGAAUCAAGCAUCAGUAAAUCGUCAAGAACAAAAAUUAUUACAUCUUCCAAAUCAUCUACCCGGUUUGUGGAUAGCGAUCAACGGCCUGGCACUGUACCAGCAACAAGGAUUUCAAGUAAAGCAUCCGUUCUGGUAAAAGCAUCAUCAGAGUCCGACGGUGAGAAGCUAAGCAAAACGAAAUCGGGAAGCAGUAACACCCAAAGCAGCGUGUCGAAAUUGUCAACCAAAUAUGACAAGAAAUACUUAGCGUUUGGAGAUGGUACAGAAGAAAUUCAAGAUCAUUUCCCCGGUCAUAUAGUGAGGAUAUGCAGAGAGGGUCUGGAUGGCUUGCUCGUUUCCUCCGAUAUGUAUUAUCGUCAGAAAGGUAGCAGAUCUGCCACUAGGCCAUCAGCUAUCCAUGACAACUUUGAUAUGUGUGCUGAAUCGAUGAUUAACCGAUUGCAAUCAUAUCAAGUGCAGGCCGAGGAUUAUCGCAAUACUUGUAUUCAAGAACUUCGGGCACAAGUCGAAACGUUCGGAAAAAGUUUAGUGAAGUUUCCUCCACUUAUUAUGAGUCAUGUUUACAAACAGUAUUUAUCAGCUGUGAAAAGAUCACAAGAAACAUCAAGAAGGCAUUUUGCUACCACGUAUGAAUCCUUGGAGAGGCAAAAGAAAGAGAACCAAACACUACUUCGACCGACACUUGGUCACCCAGGCAAUCGAAAUGAGCUGGACAAAUUGCAAGCUAGCGAAGAAAGCAGAAAAAUUGCGUUUGCUGAUUUAGUUACGUCAUUCAUAAGGGAAAACCAGGAAAUACAAAGCCAGCACGCUAUAGAUUUUACAACAAGUUUGAAUGACUUGACACUGCAGCUUUUAGCCAAGUUUGAUGUUUACCUAACUAAAAAAGACAUCCAACAAGGACAGUUGAUACCGAAACCAAAGACAGAAAAGCAGCUGCUGAGGGAAAAGAUGUCAGCAGGAAACUCUGAAAAAACAAAGAAAGACAAUGAUGAGCCCGUGUUAGAGGAGUGGAAGACUUUGUCCAUAGACCAUGUGUUAAUGCCAGGUAGCGAUGAAAGUGGCAAAUGCAACCUGAUCACAACAAGGAAGGUUACUGAUGCACAUAAAGCUGUUAUUGAAGCAAGGAAUUUUGUUUACAAGGAAUGCGUUAAAAUUUAUAGGCUGGGUAUGGAUCAGAUAGAUGAAGAAUCAACGAAAUUUCAACAAGAAGCCGAAAAGUGGACAGAAAACUGGAACAGAUCGAUUCAAAAAAUUAAAGACUUGUACUAAAGGUAAUUUCACAUAGCCAUGUAUUUGCAUUUACCAUUUCAUAAGAUGUAAAUUAUCAAAAUAAUCCCAUUUUUAUAAUAUCAAGAAUGAUGAUGUUAUUGAGUAGCAACAACUACUUAGCAUGUGAUUAAGCCUCUGAAAGGGUUUUACGCGACACAAAGGAGGAAAUAUGUGGGAUUAUCUGAGUGACAUCUUGAGAGGAUAUCAGCUUUCUGAAAAUCUUUGGAUGGGUAGAUUUGAAACCUAUUUAUAAAAAUGGGAACCCAAACAAGGGCUGAGAUAGGCUUUGAAAUGUUUGGGGGCUUUGAUUUUGGC